Molecule: messenger RNA, 1849 nt
Organism: Agrilus planipennis (emerald ash borer)
Lineage: Eukaryota; Metazoa; Arthropoda; Insecta; Coleoptera; Buprestidae
Exons: 8
Coding region: 109-1773 (554 amino acids)
Biological process (GO): cell adhesion
Cellular component (GO): plasma membrane
Molecular function (GO): calcium ion binding
Source: RefSeq, a predicted model, not a curated record
UGUUGUAUUAUUAUUUUUUUUAUUUCAGUCGUUUUCGAAAUAAAUAGUACCACAGGAAGUUUACAAACUGUUGGGUCUAUUGAUCGCGAAUGGGAAGGAAUUUCUGGCAUGUACGUUUCACAGUUUACGGUCCGUGUUAGGCUUAUAGGUAUCAAUGAAACCUCUGAACCGACGCUUGGAGAUAAUGCUACAUCCUUCUAUUCCUACGAAAAUCCUGUUUAUAGAGAAUUUUACCAAGAAGAAGCAAGAGCGUGGGUCAAUGUAGAAGAAAAACUUUAUAACGUUCCUAAAGACACGGUUGUAUCCGUAAUCGUUGAUGAUAUAAACGAUAAUCGUCCAGUAUUUACAGCGGGAUCCUUGGUGGUAGUUGGAUAUCCUGAAAAUGAUAUUGUUGCAGAUGUUGCACCUGCAUCACUUGUAACAGUUGAAGCUACUGAUGCAGAUAUAGGUUUAAAUUCAUUGGUAAGAUAUUCCACUGAUAGUGAUUCCAUUGUGGUUCAUGAAUCUACCGGGGUUGUUUAUAUUGGUGCAAAUAUUUUUGACGAUGGUGACCAAGAAGAAUAUACGGUUACAGCAACUGACAGAAAUGGUAGCAGCGAUGGACUUUCUUCAACUUUAAGGAUUCAGGUGAAAAAGUUGGAAGAUGAACACCUUACUAUUGUAAUAGUUCCUGGUGCAACGCUAGAGGAUGCUGAUACUGUAUUAGAAACAAUUUCAGCAGCGUCCGGUUAUUCCGUUAAAGGAUUAACAGCGAGCGUGAUACCUAGCAGCGUUCAAUCGAGGAGAUUAAGGGCGGCUUCCGAUUACGCCUUAAAAUUAAUUACAUAUGCGUUUGAUUCUAACAACAAUUUGAUUGAAACAGAGAACCUACAAGAAGCAAUUGCAUCCGCCAACACGUCUGACGCUUACGGUGCAAUUUCUUGGACGGCAUUUUCUAGAAGUGCAACGGCCACUUCGGCAACAACAACCGGUUAUCUUGUUUCAGUCAUUGUGUUAAGCAUUCUUUUGGGCCUUUUUGUUGUGGCUGCGGCUGCAUACUACUUCAGAUAUUACAGAAGACGAACAACAGAUAUUUAUGAGAAAAUGAUGGAAGAAGAUGGAUCUCCCACCUUUAGGAAGAACGAGAGAACUUCGCAUUCGAGUACUAAAAAGUCUGAUUUAUCCACUCGAAGGCCAACAAAUUUUAUUUUCAAUCCUCCUCCUCCUGAAUCUGGUGGCAAUAUUCGUGAUAAUAGUUAUGAAAUUUCUUCAAAACCUAAUUUAGCCAAUGGAGGAUCUAGAGAAUUUUCAUUUAACCCUUCUACUAGAGAUGAAGACGGCAAUGGUCUAGAGGGUGAAAUAUACCCAGUUUCGAUAAAAUCUGACUUAGCCACAAGGCGACCAACAGAAUUCGAGUUUCAUCCCCCACCCGUAGAAAACGAUGGCGAUGAUUUUGAAAACAACGACGACUAUUCAUUUUACACUGUUAGCAAUGGUUCGGUACCAAACGGAAAAUCUCCAGAAUUUCAUUUCACCAACACCAUUUUAAAACUUGACAACAAAGACUCCAACGAAAGUUCAACGGACGACAUACUAUCAGAGGAUGAGGCAAAUCCGGGUAAACGAGAGAGACGAAAAUCCGUUACAUUUAAUGUGAAUGUAGAAAAAAUUGAAAUAGAAAAAGACGACGAUGACGAUGAGGAUGAUAAUGAAGAAGGCGAAAAUCAUUACGAUGAAAUCGAAAUGACGAAUCGGGACAAUGACAGUGACGAUAUUCAGAUUGAGAGAUUAUAAUUGUAUAUGUAUAUGCUCAUGUGAUGCAUAUUUAAUUGUAUAAUAGUGUUUGUAUUGUAUAAAAGGUUUUUUUUUA